Messenger RNA from Syzygium oleosum, 3823 nucleotides. RefSeq names its product TMV resistance protein N-like. NCBI's taxonomy places the organism in Eukaryota, Viridiplantae, Streptophyta, Magnoliopsida, Myrtales, Myrtaceae. Bases 106 to 3516 code for a protein of 1136 amino acids. The record is from RefSeq and is a predicted model, not a curated record. The transcript is spliced from 6 exons. Gene Ontology annotation, biological process: defense response; signal transduction. Gene Ontology annotation, molecular function: protein binding; ADP binding.
UCAGAAUAAAUCAACAAGAAGAUCAAGCGGCGAAUGAACAACCUGAGAACACAGUUUCAAAUUUUCAGCUAAUAGUCAUUGCCAAUUGUGAAACUCCAUCAUCCAAUGGCUUCUUCAUCGAAACCCAAAAAGAUUUACAACGUCUUCUUGAGUUUUAGAGGUAUGGAUCUACGUAACAACUUCAUUGGCCAUCUCUACCAAGCUUUACACCAGAAUGGAAUAUACACUUUCCGGGAUAGCGAGGAACUGAGGAAGGGAGACCAAAUAUCAACGGCACUUAUGAAGGCUAUUGAAGAAUCGCGCAUCGCGAUCAUCAUUUUCUCCAAGGAUUACGCUUCCUCACCGUGGUGUUUGGAAGAGUUGACAAAAAUCAUGGAAUGCAAGGAGCAAAGAGACCUCAUAGUCUUUUCAGUGUUUUACAAAGUGGAGCCCAGGGAAGUGAGAACACCAAGAGGGAGUUACAACGAUGCUUUGGUUAAGCAUGAGUCCCAGUUUAUGAUGGAUUCAGAGAAAGUAAAGAGAUGGAAGAAAGCUCUUUUUGACGCCGGUUGCUCGUCUGGGUGGCAUUUGAAUGAUGGAGAUGAGUGGGAGCUUAUACAAAGAAUUGUGAAGGAAAUCUCCACUCACCUAAACCGAACACCUUUGUACGUUGCUAAGCAUCCGGUUGGGAUAGAUGCUCAAGUGGUUAAGCUGAAAUCGAUGUUAAAUGUUGACUUUGAUGAUGAUGUUGUCAUGGUGGGAUUAUGGGGUCCCGGAGGCAUAGGCAAGACAACCUUAGUAAAAGCCCUUUAUAAUGCUACUGUUAGUCAAUUUGAGGGUUCAUGUUUUCUUGCAAAUGUUCGAGAAACUUCACAAGGUUGCAUGGGUCUAGUUACUUUGCAAGAAAAAUUACUAAAAGAUGCAUUAUUACUACAACAAAGAUUAGAAUUGUCAAAUGUUGAUAAAGGUAUUAAUAUAAUACAACACAGACUUUGUUGCAAGAAAGUUCUCCUCAUCCUUGAUGAUGUGGAUGACUUGAGCCAAUUGAAUGCUUUAGCAGGAGAAGGCAACUGGUUUGGUGAUGGAAGUAGGAUUAUCGUUACUACAAGAGAUAAACGAAUGCUACAUGGCCUAGAUCAUAUAUAUGAAGUUAAAGCACUCAAUGCCAGUGAAUCUCGUGAGCUGCUUAGCCAUCAUGCUUUUCCGACACACCAAAAAUUAGAAAUCAGGACAGAUCUGGUGAAUAGUGUUCUGAAACAUGCUGGAGGCCUUCCUUUAGCGCUUGAGUUGUUGGGUUCCUUCUUACGUGAUAGAGGAGAACGUGAAUGGAAGAGUACGCUAAAAAAACUUUCUAGAAUUCCUGACAAAACCAUUAAUGAUGUGCUCAAAAUAAGUUAUGAUGGGCUAGAGGAAAAUGAGAAAGAGAUCUUUCUCCACAUUGCCUGCUUCUUUAAGGGGCGGACAAGAGAGUAUACAAAGAAAGUUCUUGACAAUUGCGAUCUUGAGACAGCUGUAGGAUUUGAUAUUCUCAUUAAGAGGUCCUUGAUAAGCAUUGAGUUUGGAAUCCUAAAAAUGCAUGAUUUGAUUCAAGCGAUGGGUGUAGAUAAGGUGCACCGAGAAUGUCGAGAUGAUCCUAGAAGACGUAGCAGACUAUGGUUGUAUGAUGAUGUUGUCGAUGUUCUGUCACAUGAAAUGGGAGAUUGUGCUGUAAAAGCUAUAGUGUUGGAACUACCUGAGCCGAUAGAGAUGUGUAUCUAUCCUAAUGCUUUUACAAAAAUGAGAAGGCUGAGAUUGCUCAUCUUGCGGAAUGUGCAUAAUUCUUUCCAAGGUCCUAUAUGUCUUCCUAAUGAGCUUGGAUGGUUUGAAUGGCCUGGAUGUGCUCACCAGAUUCCAGAAUUUUCCUUUGGUCCAAAGAAAAUAGUGGGACUUAAUAUGAGCGGAGGCAACAUCACAAGAGUGGUGAAACAAUUUAAGGACUUCCAACAGAUGAAGUAUAUUGAUUUCAGUGAAUGCGAGUUGUUAGUUAGUAUGCCCGACCUCUCGUGCACUCCAAAACUUAAGGAAUUGUAUCUCCGAGAUUGCAAAAACUUGGUAGAAGCCCAUGAGUCAAUUGCAUAUCAUAACAAGUUACAAGUGUUGAAUUUAAGUGGAUGCAAAAGUUUUGAAAGGUUCCCUGAUAUUCCACAUAAACUCGAAAGCCUGAAAUUUCUUUUUUUAAAAGGGACCGCUAUCAAAGAACUUCCUGCAUCACUAGAAAAUCUUGUCUCUUUGGAGAGUAUGGAUUUAUGUAAUUGCAAGAACCUAAUAAGUCUUCCGUCCACCAUAUACAAGUUACAAAACAUUCAAGAAUUGAUACUUCAGGAUUGCACGACCUUAAUUGGGUUUCCAAAGUACGAGGAUCCUGCUAAUCUGUCUAUGAAGACUGGAUUUCCAAGUUUACAAUAUUUAAACCUUCAGGGAUGUAACCUGUUCGAAGUGGAGUUUCUUGAGAAUCUUUCCAGUUUUCCUGUCUUGAGAAGGUUAAAUCUGUCAAGGAACAAUAUUACUAACCUUCCAACAUCCAUCAAUAAGCGUGAUCAUUUGUCCCUGUUAAAUGUGGGAGAUUGCUAUCAAUUGCAAGAGAUUCCCGAGCUUCCACCAUAUUUGAAUUACUUUUGGGCGGAUAAUUGCAAAUCUCUGCAAAAAACUGGAGAUCUCAUUUCAUCCCGUGAAAUUGCCCUUAAAGGGUUGAGCAUGAUUCAGAAAUACACGAUUGAUUGUUAUUCCUUUAUUUGUCUCCCUGGAGGAGAGAUGCCAGAGUGGUUCGUCCCCGUUGAAGAAGGUUUGGUAUCUUUCCGGGCUUCAAAGGACUUGUAUAACAAGUUUCUUGGAUUGGCUUUCUGUGUCGUUCUCAGUAAUAAUGAACAGAAAGAGCAACAAAGUUGUUUCAUAAAACCAUAUGUUAAUGGCCAAAGACAGGGGGACAUUGAAUGGAUGCUCAAUUCCUUUGAUUCGGAUCAUCUCUGGCUUCAGUUUCAUACACCAUAUUUGUUUUUUAGAGCAAUCGAUUUUGGUCCAAUUGAUGGAAGUUAUAAACAAUUUGGGCUUGAAGUGUCAUGUGAAAAAUUAAAAAAGUGGGGAUUUCGAAUAAUAUGCAAGCAACUAGAGGAUAAUCUAAAGGUUAUGGUCCAGCACAAUCAGCUAAUGGAUCCAGCUUUACUCUAUGAGAUUGGUCAUGACUCAACCAAUUCAGAAACUGAGAGUUCAAGCAUGCACGAAGACACUUUGAGAGAAAUAGAUUGUCAUACUGAGGAACAUAAUCAAAUAGGAUCAAAGAGAAACCAUGAGUUUAUUCUCCCUCAAGGCAAGCGAGUCAAGAUGGUGUUGACUUCCAAUUCGACCGAUAGAGAAGAGAAUGGUGAGGAAGCAAUUCGUAGGCAAACUUCAACUUCCACCAACGCCACUUUCAGCAUCGCAACUGCUCAUCUUCCAUCAGACACCGGUGAAGCUCCGACAAAUGUGAGAUCCCCACCUGCCAAUGAAGGCGACGAACCAUGAAGUUCGUCUUCCUGAAAUAAAGUCCCUAUCGAAUCGAUGGCAAUGGAGGCCGGCGAGCAAAGGCAACGGACUACCACUGCCGUCCGAAGCCAUGGAAACUGAUGAUGUAGCUUCACGUGAACGAUUCUCUGCAGAGGUUCUGGGCUUCAUGUAGCUUGCUAUAUAUCGAGUAACAUCUGACACAUCCGAAAUGUGAUACUUGAGAUGAAUUUUGAAUUCAACUUGUAUGGUGCUACAAUUGCGCGGGAACUUGAAGAUUGUGUCGUUGAAUUUGUUCGAGAUAUGUUGAAUAAGUGUUUCUUCAUAA